AAUCAGUAAUAUAUAUAUAUAUAUAACAAGAAAACAAGUACUGUAGUAAACUUAAAUAAUUUGUUAUUUAACAAUCCAGGAACAUUUUAAACUCAAUAACGAAGCAAAAAUGGCAGACCGUUUGACCCAAUUACAAGAUACAAUUAAUCAGCAAGCAGAGUACUUUUGCAACAGUAUUGGUGUCUUACAACAGUUCUCGACUCCAAGCAAAUUCCCUGGUUUUGACCGCAGCGGUUCACAAACCCCACAGCAACAACAGAGUCAAGAAGAUUAUGCUGUUCUAUUUGCGACAUUAAUCUCACGUUGUGCUAAGGAUAUUGACACUCUUAUCGAAUCACUUCCAAGUGAAGAAAGUUCAACAGAACUUCAGGUUCAAAGUUUGAGGCGUCUGGAGGCUGAGAACAAAGAAGCUGCAGAACAAUUAGAAGAGGUGGUCCGCCAAGGAGAAAUAUUGUUAGAAAAAAUUCAAGGUGCUCUUAGUGAUAUUGCCCAAUGUCAACUAGAUAUGCAGAAUCCAGCACAGAUUUUAGAGAAAGACUCAAAACCACAGUUAUAGGAGAUAAAUUAUGACGGAUGGUACCGUUGGUGAUAAAAAUACCAUUUUGUUAUGGAAAAAGAAGUUACACUCAAUUAAAUAAAUACACUUUCUAUAUCAGAUCAAGAAAUAUUUUUAAGCAUUUAUAAACAGUAUUCAAUUAGGUCAUUAACCAUAAAGUUUGUAGGUCUAGUUAUAACUUAGCUUAUGUCAUAUUCAGUAUCAAGGAAGAUAGAAUGAGAAUAAAAUGUAUGAACAUUCUCAAGUUAAAUUUUUUUUACGAAGUGUUGUCAUAAAAUAUAUAUAUGAUCAACCCUAUAUUCUGUAAAAACAUAUGUAUCUUCAUAAAACUGGCAUAGUAAACUAAAGCAAAAGAUGGGUAUUGAGUAUUGUCAUAAAUAAAUUAAACAACAAUUUGA
Molecule: messenger RNA, 954 nt
Organism: Pieris brassicae (large cabbage white)
Lineage: Eukaryota; Metazoa; Arthropoda; Insecta; Lepidoptera; Pieridae
Gene: MED21
Product: mediator of RNA polymerase II transcription subunit 21
Exons: 3
Coding region: 110-556 (148 amino acids)
Biological process (GO): regulation of transcription by RNA polymerase II
Cellular component (GO): mediator complex
Molecular function (GO): transcription coregulator activity
Source: RefSeq, a predicted model, not a curated record